ACCCAUCCCAUCCCCUUUCAGUUUCAGCCCCUCCCUAGUCCCUAUAACCACAACCCUUCUCAUUCUCCAAUUUCAUUCCACAACUAAAUUUCUGAUCAUGUUGGGGAAGAGGCCCCGGCCAAUGAUCGGAAAGUUGUCGGAAUUGUUGGUUCCGAGAGGCCGCGUGGUGGGCCUUUCCAACACCACUGGAAGCCCAAGAGGCCCGUUGGACCUCAAGAUGCAAUCGCCAAGAGGGUUAAAGAGCUAUGACCUUGGUGGCGUUGGUCUUGGAAUUGUGGUGGCUCUUGAUAAGUCCAGCGAGUGUGGACACGAAGUUUUGCCCAAACACGCCGUUUGUACCUCCAAUUUGAACCGAUCCGGUCCAAUCCCGGUUCACUGCGGCAAAAACUCACCCGAAAUUGACGUGGAGGAAUACACCUAUGUGACAUGCCAUGUACCUAAUAAAUCGUUCACUAGAGUAUAUUAUGAUGGCGGUGAGAGGUGUUGUAACAACAACAACAACAACAAGAACAACGUUGUUGUUCUCAAAAGAAGCACACCACAAAUUUUAAUUGAGCCGGAAUCAUCAUACCCCACAUCGAAUUUUCUUAGUUCGUGUCACUUGUGCGGAAAGAAACUGGAGGGCAGAGACAUAUACAUGUACAGAGGAGAGAAAGCGUUUUGUAGCACGGAGUGUCGUUCGAGUCAAAUAAUGAUGGAUGAACGGAAAGAACGUUGUAGGUCGGAAGCAUCAAGGUCCGUGGAAUUGUCGAGUUCAAGGGAACAAAUAUUUUCAACUGGGAUUCUUGCGCUUUAGCCUAAUAAACUGAGGCUAAGGCUACUACGUACAUAGUUAAUAUACUGUUAUUGACUAUAUGGAAUUAAUAGUAUAUAUAUAUAUAUAUAUAUGAAUAUGAGAUGAGAGUUAAGUUAAGAUAUAUAGCUUGAUCGGAAACCAAAACAAAAGUUUUGAUCGGCUAAAGGGUUCGGUUCAGUAGAUAUUUUGAUGUAUUUUUGUGUUACCAAGAACAAGGCAAAGAGUUAUGGAUUUUCAGAUCUCAGUUUCUGAAUUCUCUCUCCAAGGAAGAUAACUCAGGCUGUUUCUCA
Molecule: messenger RNA, 1086 nt
Organism: Cajanus cajan (pigeon pea)
Lineage: Eukaryota; Viridiplantae; Streptophyta; Magnoliopsida; Fabales; Fabaceae
Product: cyclin-dependent kinase, putative (DUF581)
Source: RefSeq, a predicted model, not a curated record